This is a messenger RNA of Asterias rubens (European starfish), 4726 nucleotides long. Its product is annotated as proline-rich protein PRCC-like. The transcript has 5 exons. The record is from RefSeq and is a predicted model, not a curated record. Gene Ontology annotation, molecular function: DNA binding. Gene Ontology annotation, cellular component: nucleus. The coding region runs from base 114 to 2756 and encodes 880 amino acids. Lineage: Eukaryota; Metazoa; Echinodermata; Asteroidea; Forcipulatida; Asteriidae.
UGGGAAUUCCGCGGCUGGUGGAGGUGUCGGUGGACACAUUGAUCUAUUAUAACUCAUUUGUUUCGUUCUUCCACCUUUUUUUCACAUUUCCGGUAUAAUUUGUUUAAUCAGCGAUGUCUUUAGUCAAUUAUUACUCAAGCAGUGACGAUGAAAACUCGGGAGAUGAUGAUAAAACGGAAGACUAUGUUGAGUCAGAAAUCGGGUCAUCGUCGUCGGCGGCCGAUUCUUCAAAUUCGGAUCGACAGACCGCACCAAAACCGUCAUUAUUCCGUUCAUUGCCGGCUCCUAGAUCCUCUCAAAUUAGUAUCCCAGAAGAGGCUGAGAGAACACAACCAUCCAAUGUUCAUCAAGAGUCAUCUUCUCUUAGAAGGCUUGGAUCCUUGAAUCUUCCUCUGCCAAAGAAGCGAUCUAAACAACCCAUCAAAAUCACUGCUCCGUCACUGCCACAGAUGAAUUCUGAUGAUGAAGAUGAUGAGCCAGCGUCAAAGAAGCAGAAACCAGCAACGAGUAACUACAACCCCAUCCACCAUGGCAGGCGGAAUGCUCUGCUUCAAUUCGCCAUCGGUUCCCAUGUCGGCGCUAUCCAUACGGCAACAGCAGUACACAGGGAUCCAAGUAACAGACACACACUAGCAAGCCCUUCCAGCCUUGCCUCAAGACUUCUAGACGUCAAACAUGGGAAAGAGAUGAAGGAACACACUCUUGAGGAGCUGGUAGAGGUCAGCCGUUUUGCCAUGGAGAAACUGCAGAAGAAGCUAGAGCUCCAACGCAAGCAGUUCUCUCUGUUGUCCGAAGAAUCCUUGAUGGGUCAGGGAAGUGGUGCCCCUCUCCCAGUCAGGGACUCCUCCCCUGCUAGUGCUGCGACUUCGCAGCAGGGCGACAUUCAUGCCAUGCCUCCUGGAUGGCACUUACAGGCAAAUCCGGUCGUCAAUACCACUUUACAUCCAGGCUUGUCCUCAAUCCUACAGACGCCAAACUUUGAGCCACCCAAAGGCAUGCUUACCUCCCAGACAUUCCCCUUUGCUUUGCCUCUAGGUUCAAGUGGAGGGAGCAUUGCCAACAAUCUCCCCACGAGCAUCUCUAGUUUUGCUCCGGUGAAUCUUGCAAGUGUUGGCCCGCAGGUGGCCGUUGCCAGAUCUGAAGUGACCGCUGCAGUAGCAGAAGCACCCAUUCCCAAGAGUCAAACUCCACCCAAACAAACCUUGUGCUCUCCUUCAAAAGAGCCUGAUUCGGAAGCCCACAUCAACUGUUGUGCGGCUUGUCUCAACCGGAUCGAUGUACUAGAAUGCAAAGUCAAGAAGAUCUUGGAGCAUUUGAACACUAAGAACUUGAAGACAGGUCAGCCCUCACCAUCAUCAGGUCCUUUCCCAGUGUCUUUGGCAUAUUCAUCUCAGGGGUUAGUGCAGGACACUACCCCGGAUAUACAAUCACCUAAGAGGUUUCCAUCGCAAACUCUUGCACAACUUAGUCAAGAUUUUCAGACUCCAUUCCUGGCGACACAUCAUGAGCAUUCAAGCCCUCCGACAAUGCCCAAACCCAAAGUGGUCUACCCACGCCCAGUGGGUGAAUCUUCAUCAGCAGGAAUCCCAUCCCAGCCGUUUAUAAGUGACCAAUAUGACUAUCAAAGUCUGAUGCGGUUUAAAGGUGGCUCAAGAAUAAGAACUGAGUUGGAGCAGGUUGCAGUGCACAAUUUCAAAAACACUAAAGACUCUGGCAAUCAGGCAACGACAACACAUACAGGGGAAGAUUCUGAAGUGUUUGACCAAUCUCAACUACAGGCUGUCAUCUACUCUGCUGCUGUCUUUGAAAGCCUUCCUCCAAAAAUUCAGACCGUACUGAAUGUUCUUGAGAAGAACGAAAAUGGUAGUGUUACCCGCCUCGAGGUGAAGCAAGACAUACUGAUUUCGCUCACUCCUUAUGUGAGAGACAGGAGUUCGAUUGCCCGCAGACUUGCGGAUGUCCUGUUUACGGAUGAUGAGAGGUGUAUCUGCAAUUGUAGUGGCUGGAGGAAACCAGCCGCUUUGGAUCCCAUCCGCAUGCAGGCCCUGACAGAUGCUGUUUUCAAAUUGUGUCCUGCCAUUGAAGGUCACAAAAAAAAUCUUUGGCACGACUGCGUUAAGGCCAUAGAUGCUGCCUCUAGACAUAUCGUACGUAUCCGCAAGAAUAAAGGGAAGGCUCCACGACAGGGUAAAUGGCUUCCCUUUGGGAUUAAAAGCAGGCAAGACAGACUUAACAUUGUAGCUCCAAUGGUGGAGAUGGAUCCCACUUCUGACACCAUUGACUAUGACAACCUUCCUGCAAGGUUAAAGUCCAUCCUAUAUGUUACACACAGAGAUUCUUUCGGUAAAGCUAUCAAAGUACAACUUACAGAUUCGUAUCUCGCCCCGUUCUGCUACCUUUCAAAAAGCAGGCUGACUGUAGCCUGUCAACUCGCUGAUACCCUGUUCACACAAAAAGAGCGUCUAGGAGCGUCGUGCUUCAGUGGGCAAGGAAAACGGCUCCUCGACCCUUUACGGAUGGAUGCGUUGAGAGAAGCAACGUUCAAAAUCUGCCCUUCGUCCAUUAUGGAGCAAAAACAAUUGUGGUCCACCUGUAUGAAGGCUAUCGACAGAUUAUCAGUCAUUCCAGAGAUAAUGGAAACCAUACCGGUGUCUCCAGAGUGCGUUUCGGAAACUGUUGACACACUGAUUAAAACGGAGCAUGGUCUUGAAGAUGGCAGUUCGUUUUAUGGGCGCCAGUUUAUGAGCAGUGAUUAAUGAUGGGUGCUGCAUAAUAGACCGAUCCAUUAAGCUCCGCCCCAUUGCGUUUAGACCAAUCACAACCCAUUGCGCAACCUUAAGUCCGACAAAGUAAGUCAGACAUGCAUGCGCGUAUGCUUGGCGCGCGCGACAGAGUUCUGCAGAAUGGCAUUAGGGUGGCUCACGCGUGCGCCGUGGGUGUAGCGUAAUGGAUCGGUCUAUUGAAUCUGGAUUUGAACAUUUGUUUAUUAGUGCUUUUAGGAGUACCGCUGUAGGAAAUUUGUAUAAGUAUUAUUUAUUCUCUUCUCUGAAAUAUUUAUGAAGUAGAAACCAGAGUGUUUCAUGUACAGAGCAUUAAAUGUUGAAUCAUUUGUGAAGCCAGAUACUUCCUGCUAUUGCAAAGCAAAUUUCGAUGUCACAUUGCUGUUUUUUGCAAAUUUUUGACAUCAACAUUUGUAUCGCAUUCACAUUCGUAGGAAGUAUGAAUCAGGCUUUAGUAGUUUGGAACAAGAGGGGCACCUGAUCUAUUGCCACGGGUGAUUCACAGUACAGUUCUUCCCCUACAGUUUGCUUCCAAAACUUCAACUAAAAAACAGUCACUCAUUGAGUGUGAAACGGCUGACACAAAAAUGGAAAGCAUUUACCAUACCAGCCUCAAAAAAAUUACCAUUUUUUAUUGACAAAUUCUGACCAUGAUACAUGUACACUGUAAAAAUAUUCUCUCUUGUUCAAAGUCAAAUAACAGAGGGCCCACUGUAUUGCAAAUCUUACAUAUUCAAACUAGAUAGGGGGGUAAGAAUAUUAUUGUUUUUAAUAAUAAUAAUAAUAAUAAUAGUGGCCUCUUAUAGAGCGCUCAGGUAUGAAGCUUAUGGCGCUUCACGAGCAAAAUUUGUACAAAUACAAAAAAAAGUACGAACAAAAGGUUUUGACCCUUACACCGUUUGAAGCAGUACUCUUCAUACUCGAAACUUUCCCCAAGUUCGGUGUUAAAAAAGUGGGUUCGAAUUUCACUCGAUUUUUUUUACAGAACUCUUGAAAGACCUCUUGAAAGUAAACAGUGUGUGUACACAUCAGUGUACUGUUAGGGUAUAACCAAAUAGUGUAAGGUAUUGUGCUUAGAAGAUGAUGAGAUAACAUUGGGUUCACUGGUUAUACAUUUUGGUUCUAGUUCACCGGUCAUUCCCUACGAUCUCAAAAUAAUGUAACUUGUAUAAGGAGCUAAGUUGAUUCAAGGAAAGAUAAUCUCAUAUAAAAAUUGUUUUAGAAUCAAGGUUACAUUUUUGUUAAAAUCUAUUUUGUGUUCUAAAUGAUAAUUGUAAACACUGUGACUAAUAGUUCGCUUAGCUUGAAACUCCAAGUAGAGCGUCUUUAAAUGCCAUUCUUGCUAUUCGUGCAAUAAUAUUAGAAUACUAAAGCAGUGCAACUUUUGCUAGAGAUAUAAUUAAAAAUUAAUGUCACUUGAGGUAUGGUCAUUGUUUUGUUUGUUGGCGUGUUGGUAUUGUAGGUGCGCUUGAUUAGCUUCCCUGUGUCGACCCCACGGUGCUCACUCGGGUGAGCCCCCGACAAGAAGUAAUCUCGUGGUGAAGUCAUGCACCUUAGGCCAGCCUCCAAGUGACCCACUCCACAAGCAGGGCACUUGGAGCUGACCUGGGUUAACCCCUAGAAUGACGUCAAAGCUAUUCGAACAAACCAAGGGCAUACCCGGAGCAGACCCAGGGAAGCUAAUCGAAUGCACCCCUCAUGCUAGGAGUCGCCUGUGAAAAUUUCGCUGAGUUAAGUGUGUUGUUGAAAAUGAACACUUCUAAAUGAACUUUAACCUUUCUAGAAUUUAAACUUAAUUAUGCGCAUUGUAGGAUUUCCUCGGACAGAUGGUUUUCCCCUCUAUGGAUUCCAGACAUCUCACUUGUUGGAUCAACUAUUUAUCUUGUAUCGUUAUAAAAUAGUUUGUUAUGUGAAAAUUUAAUGCUCUAAAUAAAUUGAAUGGAAAA